CGUCAGAAGUCGGACGAAUCGCACAACGUAAACAAUGCUGCCCACCUGGCUAACCGCGGAAUACUUGCAGCCCCGACUAAGGGCCUACUGCAAGGACGAGCAGCUGCAGGUCCUUAAGAUCUGGGCCAAGCCAGCGACGGGCAAGGGCGAGAACUUUGUGGGCGUGAUGACCCGCAUCUAUGUGGACUAUAAGCUGGGCAAUGGAUCGGUUGAGCAUAAGACCUACAUUGUGAAACAGGCCCUUUCCGACGACGUUCCCCAGACGCAGGUCUUCUUCUAGUACGAUCUGUACACCCGGUAAAUGGACAUGUACGAGUUCGUCCUGCCAAGGCUGAACGAACUGCUGCAGGAAGCCGGCCUGGAUGGAAAGCUAACGGCAGAUGCCAUCACUGUGGACCGUGAGUACAACACCAUGAUCCUGGAGGACUUGGCGCCGUACAAGUACGUCAAUGCGGACCGGGUAAAGCAGCUGGACCUGGCGCACACCAAGCUGACCCUGGAGAUGCUGGCCAAGUUCCAUGCCGCCUCCAUUAUCCUGCAAGAGCGCCACCCGGACCUGCUCACCAAGUGCUUCUUCAUCCACUUCUUUUCGCGCGACAAGAAGGCGUACGCGGAGGUCUUCGCCGGUUUGUUUGGGGCCUUCUUGAGGUUCAUCGAUGGCCAACCGAAUCUGAAGAAGGCCUAUGGCGACAAGCUCCACAAGCUGCGUCCCCACAUCAUGGAGUACGGAGCCCGGGCCUACGACGUGAAGGCAGGUGAUGUGAGGACAUUGAACCACGGCGAUUGCUGGACCACCAACAUCAUGUUCCAGUACGAUGAUGCGGGCAAGCCUCGCACAGUCGUAGCCAUAGACUUUCAGUUCAGCAAUUGCACUUCGCCCACCAUCGACCUGCACUACUUCUUCACCAUCCUCAAGGAGGAGUUUAGGGACAAGGAAUCGGAGCUCGUUGCGUUCCACUACAAUGCCCUAAAAGCGAACCUGGAGAAGUUCUCCUACAAGGGUUCCUUUCCCACCCUCCAGGAAUAUGAGCUUCAAUUCGAACGACGCCGGUUCAUGAGUCUCAUGGCUCACAUGUUCAAGCCCUGCAUGCUGUACAAUGGAUCCGAGGAGACCUCCGACUUCUCCAGUCUGUACUCGGAGACCCCGGAAGCAGUUCGCUACCAGAAGUCGGUCUAUGCCAGUGAGCCGGUGAUCAGGAGUGCCACCAAACUGCUGGCCAUCCUGGAUGCCAAGGGUCUUUUGGAUGUCCAAUAGGCUGUUAUUAUUGUU
This is a messenger RNA of Drosophila teissieri, 1270 nucleotides long. RefSeq lists its product as uncharacterized. NCBI's taxonomy places the organism in Eukaryota, Metazoa, Arthropoda, Insecta, Diptera, Drosophilidae. The record is from RefSeq and is a predicted model, not a curated record.